Messenger RNA from Australozyma saopauloensis, 1737 nucleotides. Its product is annotated as MDR family MFS transporter. Gene Ontology annotation, cellular component: plasma membrane. Lineage: Eukaryota; Fungi; Ascomycota; Pichiomycetes; Serinales; Metschnikowiaceae. The transcript has a single exon. Bases 1 to 1737 code for a protein of 578 amino acids. Gene Ontology annotation, biological process: transmembrane transport. The record is from RefSeq and is a predicted model, not a curated record. Gene Ontology annotation, molecular function: transmembrane transporter activity.
AUGCACUCAUUGAAAGUUAAAAAAGAACAACCGGAAGUCACCAAACUGGGUUCUUCCGUAGAAGACCCUGUUCCAGAUAUUCUGGAAAAUGCUGCACCAGAGGCUUUUUUCGAGGCCGACGCCGGUGACGGGACUAAAAGAGAGGACAUGUAUCUACUGGGCAAAAAGCUCAUUCUCUGCAUUGUGUCGCUCUUUCUUUGCAUGUUCUUGUUCGCCUUAGAUCAAUUGAUCGUGACCACUCUUUUGUCAACUGUCGGAAAUAAAUUUAAUGCAUUGAAUCAGGUCGGCUGGUUGUCUUCUGGAUUUCUUAUCAGUAUGGCCGUUUUGGUGGCUCUUUGGGGAAAAUUGUCUAUUGUUUUUGGCCGCAAAAGCACAAUGAUUGCGUCAGUGGCCUUGUUCGAAGCUGGCUCUCUCAUGUGCGGCUUAGCAAACAGCAUGAAUGUCCUUAUUGGCGGCAGAGUUUUGGCUGGAAUUGGUGGUGGAGGUAUUCAGACGAUGACAUUCAUUAUCAUCACUGAGAUUCUUCCAAUUCAUAAACGACCCGCUGGUAUGGCCUUGGUUGGCGCCGUUUUUGGUGUGGCCUCUGUCUUGGGACCACUUAUUGGUGGUGCUUUUACUACUGGUGUCUCAUGGAGAUGGUGCUUUUACAUUAAUUUACCUGUUGGAGCUGUGGCCUUAAUUGUGUUUAUCUUCUCUUUCAAUCCUCCAAGGGUUAAAACCAACACUUGGCAGAAAUUGAAGACCAUUGACUAUGUUGGCAGUUUUUUGAUGACUUCUGGUUUGGUGCUCAUUCUUUUGGCUUUAACUUUCGGCUCAAAUGGUCAAUUCACGUGGAAUUCAGGCGCUGUCAUUUCCUGCUUUGUCCUUGGAGGUGCCUUAACCAUUGGCUUCUGCGUUUGGAAUUUCUGGUUCUCGAAGCAUCAAUUGAUUCCAAUUGAGGUUGUGCUGAGCUUGCCCACUUUGGCUUCCGCUAUCACCAUGUUUGGUGUGUUCUCGUAUUUCAUGGCCUCCGCAAUUUUCCUUGCCAUCUACUUCCAAAUCAUUCAUGAUGCCUCUGCUUGGAGAUCUGGUGUUGACAUGUUGCCCCUUAUCGUCAGUGUUGUGGCUACUUCGCUUAUAAGCGGUGUCAUCGUCAAGAAGACCAAAAUUGUUAAGCCUUUCGUUCUCUUUGGAACUUCUAUGGGACUUGUCGGUACCGCUUUGAUCACUUUGCUCGAAGUCGAUUCGCCUACCUCUAAGAAAAUCGGUCUUUUGAUCCCACUCGGUAUUGGUGUGGGUGUAAACAUGCAAGCCGCUACGAUGGCUGGUCAGAUUUCUGCCCCUAAGACUCCAGGAGGUGUCAUUUUGACGACUACUGUUAUCAACUUCUUCCGUUCCCUUGGUGGUGCUCUCGCGGGUAUAUUAGCUGAUGUCGUAUACACUGCAGUCAUUGAGAAGCACUUGUUGCCAAAUUUGAUGAAACAACCAGAGGCUGUGAUUGAGGAACUUUCUCACUAUAACUUGAGAAAUCUCAUUCAGCAAAGUAUCACGGGCUUGUCACCAGCCAGUACCCACUUUUUAAAGGUGCAAAAUAUGAAGGCUAUCAGAUGUGUGUUCUACGUGAACUUUGCUUACGCCGCUAUUGCUUUUGUUGCAUCGUUGUUUGUAACUAAUCAAAGGUUGCCAAAAGCUGUACCCCAAGUGAGAGACUCAUCCAAAGAGCCAGAGAUUCCUGUGACUGAGGAAAAAGAAGCCUGA